This is a messenger RNA of Aphanomyces astaci, 1838 nucleotides long. RefSeq lists its product as hypothetical. Gene Ontology annotation, biological process: cell division. Bases 28 to 1788 code for a protein of 586 amino acids. The transcript is spliced from 11 exons. NCBI's taxonomy places the organism in Eukaryota, Oomycota, Saprolegniomycetes, Saprolegniales, Verrucalvaceae. Gene Ontology annotation, molecular function: protein binding. The record is from RefSeq and is a predicted model, not a curated record.
GUGGAUUGCACAGGACAGCAAAACCUCAUGACGAUGGAGCAAUGCUUGACGUUGGCGGUGAAGCGGUACCUGGACCAGAAUGUUCAUGCAACCGCAGUGUUCCUCGCGGAGCGACUAGUGGCAGAGAACGCUUCCGAGGACAACCUUGGUUUGUUGGCCGACGCGUAUUACCGGUCUGGGGCCGGCCAUCGCGCCAUUUCGCUGCUGGAACGACACAUGACUUCAAAUCAAGGCAUCCUGUCCGCACACAACAGAUACCUCUUGGCACUCUGUUGCUUCGAAGCAGAUCGUAUCUCGGACGCCGAGAACGCAUUGAUACCUUCCAUGUCGACACGGCGCUCGACUGGUGAAGGUGCUACGAAGAACGUCCCAAACGGUGCUGCUGGACUCUACCUCCUUGGCCGCGUCCACCGGCGUCUGCAUCGCACCGACCAAGCCAUUGAAUGUUUCACGGAAAGCUUAAAGCUCGACCCGUUCCUCUGGUCAUCGUUUGAGAACCUUUGCGAGUUGGGAAGCCAAGCGUCCGCUUCGUUGUUCUUUGGAGGGGUAUCCACGAACCCAAGCAAAGUCCACUUGGAUGAAAACAACAUUCCACCGCCGCCGCCGCCGCCUUCGGUUUCCCGCCGCAUUCAUUCUCGAGUUCAAGCAUCUACCAACACGAGCCAUGCCCGAGGCAAGAAAGCGCUGAGCCGAACCAUCACAGAGCAAGGAGCAUCCCACCAGUCAAACACCAAGCUAGAAGGCGACACCACGUCUUCACAACAUCCUCUAUCCCGCGGAGAGGGGGAUGUGCUGCGUCUACUGAGCUUAUGCGGCGCUGCAUACCAACACAUAUGCCUCUACCAAUGUGCUGACGCGCUCACUGGGCUGCAGUCGCUGCCACCACAUCACAUACAAACAUCAUGGGUCCAGCACCAAAUGGGCCGCGCGUACUUUGAACUCGCGCAAUAUCCACAGGCUGCGAUGGCGUUUGAACGCAUGCGAGCCCUCAGUCCCGACCGCCUCGACGGCGUCAGCAUCUACUCGACGACGCUGUGGCACUUGAAGAAAGAAGUCGACUUGUCCUACUUGGCCCAGCAAGUCACGAGCCACAAGACAUCGGCCGAAGCAUGGUGUGUCGCCGGCAACUGCUUUAGCCUUCAGAAGGAGCACGACGUCGCUCUUGACUUUUUUACACGGGCCAUUCAAGUGGACCCGACGUUCCCAUACGCGUACACGCUGGCCGGCCACGAGUACGUGUCUAAUGAAGACUUUGACAAGGCGGUGGCAUGCUUCCGCCAAGCUCUUCGCGUGGACCCGCGCCAUUACAAUGCCUGGUGCGGUCUCGGGACGAUCUACUUUAAGCAGGAAAAGCUCGCGGUCGCCGACUACCAUUUUGGUCGCGCCGUUGCCAUCAACCCCCACAGCUCGCUCCUGCAUUGUUUCCGAGGCGUGGUGCUGCAUGCGUUAACCAAAGACGACGACGCAUUAGCAGCUCUCGACACGGCACUCGCCUUGAACGCGACCAACCUCGUGGCCCGGUAUCACAAAGCUGACAUUUUCGUCGCGCACGGCCGCCUCGACGAGGCGUUGGUCGAACUCCACCGAGUGGAAGCGGCCGCCCCCAAAGACUACACGGUGCACUUUACCCUAGGUUCGGUCUACACCAAGCUCGGCCGUGUGGACCGUGCAUUGCAGCACUUGAACCAUGCAUUAGUAUUUAGUCCGAACGAUUGCCAUGCGGACGUUAAAGCAGCUAUCGAUGCGCUAUAUGACGAUGACGACGAUAUCGGCGCGUCGCCCCUAUAAGACAGCGUCGCAUACUAUUAAUAGUAUUAUUAAUAUUUGGCUUGGGCAAA